Plasmodium gonderi is the source of this 1389-nucleotide messenger RNA. RefSeq names its product variable surface protein. The record is from RefSeq and is a predicted model, not a curated record. The coding region runs from base 1 to 1389 and encodes 462 amino acids. Lineage: Eukaryota; Apicomplexa; Aconoidasida; Haemosporida; Plasmodiidae. The transcript is spliced from 3 exons.
AUGCGCAUUGCAUUUCAUUCUAAUUUUUAUUUUCACUCACAAUAUACAUGCGCAAAUAUAAUGGAUAUGUUACCUUCAUAUCAAAUAUAUAAAGUACUUAAUGAUGAAAACGGUAGCACUGAUAUUAAGACUAAUAGUUUUUGUAACGAUUUAAGUACAAAUAAAGAUGUUAUAAAACUUUGUAAAAAGGUUGAGGGGAACCUCACAAGACUUUCAGAAAUUGAUGAAUUGAAAAAUAAAAGUCAUAACGAUCGUUGCUUAUAUUUCAACUAUUGGGUACAUGGGGAAAUGCGUAAAAUAUUAAAAGACAAGAAUGGAAAUCGUGUUAUCGAACAGGAAUUUAAAAAAUUACGUGACAAAUGGUAUCACAUUAGUAAUAAUUUAAUGAAAAAUGAUUUUAAUACAAAUUAUAGUACUAUAAUAGAAGAACUUAGAAAUAAAUGGGGAGUUUCAAGUGGAAAUAAUGGUAUUACAAACAGUUCACGAGCACAAAUAUCAGAGAGAGUUUAUUCCAUUAAGGAUUUCAGCAAACACGAGGUUUGCUUAUACAAUUCAGAUUGUACAUUCGAACAGUGCGAUGAUAUGAAAUCAUUGUAUGAUUAUUUUAAAAACGUUGAUUAUAUUAAAAGUAAAAUAAAUAAUAACAAAAACAUAUGUUCUAUUUAUUCCGAAUACGUUAAGUCUAUUAAACCAUUAUAUGAUAAAUAUAAAGAAAAUUGUUGUUACUAUUGGUUUUGUGAUUACUUUAAUUGUAACUAUGAUUAUGAGGUGGAUGAAUUAUUAUAUAAAUUAAAAAAGUGUCCGGAAGGAAAAGAUAUUAAUAAUUCUGAAAAUACUAGUUCUACAAGCGAAAAUAAUGAGUUUUACUCUCGUAUAAAUAACGGAAAAAGUCUUUUUUUGAAUUCAGCAUUUCCUGAUAAUAAAACGGGAUAUAAAUACUUUAGAUGUUAUAAAAAAAAUGAUAAUAAAGAAGAUCUUCCGAAUGUGGCAUCAUGUUAUGAAGUUAAAACAAAUAAUUAUGAAGGUUUUGAAAAAGUAUUUGGUGGCGAAAAUGCUGAUGCGAAAAUAUAUAGAAAUCUUAUGACCUUACGAAAAAACAAAACUAAAGAAAUUGAUACGUAUGAAUCUAUGAGUCCAGAAAUUAUAUGUAACACAUUAUUUUGUGACCCUUACCGUAUUGGGACACUGUUCAUUUUAAUAAUUGGAUUAAUUUUUACGCCGUUUGGACCAUGGUUAAAUAGAGUUUUGCGUAAAAAAAGAAUUAAAAGUGAAUUUCACGAAGAUUUUAGAAAAAAUUCAUCAAAACAUAAGUCACACCUGGUAAAUAAAAAUAGGUCAAAUAAACGUAUAAGCAUAGCUUAUGAGUCUCAUGGAAAAAACAGAAAAUAA